AGAUGGCGUCGCCUGGGACCCCGGUCACCGUGACCGUCACCUACAGGACCAAAACCAUUCCCCAGAGCUCUUGAUCUACUUCUCCCAAUCUCAGGUAAUGAAAAACAUACUGUUCAGAUUGCUUCUCACCAGGAAGACAGUGAACCAACACUACAGGACAUGGCUCUGCUUAUUGAACAAGUCACUGGGGUUCCAGUUCCUUUUCAAAAACUGAUAUGCAAAGGAAAGUCCCUGAAGGAAAUGGAACAGCCAUUAUCAGCACUUGGAGUUAAAAAUGGUUGUAAAGUCAUGCUGAUUGGGAAAAGGAAUAGUCCAGAGGAAGAGGCAGAAUUAAAGAAAUUAAAAGAUUUUGAGAAGUCAGUGGAACAAAUUGCUAACAAAUUGGAGGAAAUUAAUAAAGAGUUCACAGGCAUCCAAAAGGGCUUUCUAGCAAAAGAUCUUCAAGCUGAAGCUCUUAACCACCUGGACAAGAGGAUAAAAGGAACUGCUGAGCAGUUCAUGAAGAUCCUGGAACAGAUAGAUGCCAUUAAUCUGCCAGAGAAUUUCAGUGAUUGCAAACUGAAAAAGAAGGGGUUGGUGAAAAAAGUUCAGGGUUUUCUUGCCCAGUGUGACACAGUUGAAGGAAGUAUUGGUCAAGAAAUGGAUAAGCUACAAUCAAAGAACUUGGCACUGGCAGAAUGAGGCAUCACUCUCAAUAAAUAGGAGAAAUAAUUGCUCUGUGAGCAAGAAGAAAAGUUUGCUCUUUGUUUUGGAGCACAUAUUCAGCUUCUUCUUCUUUUUUUUAAAGCCCAGUCUGUUUAGACUGGUACUAGUCAAUCAUUACUUGCUGGUUGUCACAUUUACCACUCACUCAAAGCUGUUCUUUUCAAAAGAAAACAAUCCUCCCUGAAGAAAUACAGAAAUGUUUUUGUGGUAGAUGGUUAUGCAUGUUUUAGUUAACUAAAUACUAUAGCACAUUAUACAAUUCCGAGAGGUGGGCAACUUUGGACCAUUAGUUUCGUUUUACAAGGACACUAUUGUUAACUUGUUUGUUUUUCUCUACUCUCACAUUUUCCAUUAUGUCAUCAAAAUUAUUUGCAGCUCAAAAGACAUGUUUGGAAAACCAUACAAGUGACAUAGGUUGCAGAUGUAGGACUUUAACUUGACUGAAAAAGGCAGGUUGAUACAACAGUUGGGGCAUCUAGCAUUCUAGUAGAACAUUUAGAGCAAUAAAUAGUAUCACACAUCUAUACCUAUUUAACACUUGUAUGUGUUCAUAAAUAUAGGAAAACUUGACUACAGGGGAGGUUGUAACUAUUUUAGCCUUAAACUGUCUGGAUAAAUGGAACGUACUGUAAAAUGUAUGGUACUUAAUUUAACUAGUGUUUAAAUUUCAGUGAACGCCUUGGCACUUUUUUUUGUUAUACAUAUUUCUGAUAUACUGUGUAUAUAGCAUGUAUUUGUUUUCUGUGGUAUACUCUCCCUUUGAGUAAUGGUGUGAAAUGGAACAGGAUAAUUCAAACUGUUUAUACAGGAAGUGGUCAAUCCAAUCAAGCUCUGAGAAUGGAGCUAUUUUAUCAGAGUAUUUUUUGACUAUGUGUUUCACUGAGUUACUGCAAUUUACAGAAAAUUGCAAUUGAUAAUUUCUAUUCCCUAGAGAAUUGAGAAUUAGUGGAUGAAUAUUUAUUAAUCUAUAAUAUGUAUUACAAAGUGAAAUUUCAAAACAGAUGUUUAAAAAUGUCCUGCCAUUGUUAGCAUCUCCAUAAUGAGAGCUGCCAUUUCACUGCUACUUCUACUAGGAAAGAAUUCAUCAAUAAGCACUUGCUCUGGUGGCCAGCCGAGCACCCUCAACUCACAUUAGACUCUGUGGAAGUUAAGGGUGUUCUGGAUCACUUGCCAGAUAAGUGCAUGAGAAUCUUUGUAUUUUUAUAGUUGUU
This is a messenger RNA of Terrapene triunguis (Three-toed box turtle), 1916 nucleotides long. RefSeq names its product BCL2 associated athanogene 1 (gene BAG1). The record is from RefSeq and is a predicted model, not a curated record. Gene Ontology annotation, cellular component: cytosol; cytoplasm; nucleus. The transcript has 8 exons. NCBI's taxonomy places the organism in Eukaryota, Metazoa, Chordata, Testudines, Emydidae. Bases 160 to 681 code for a protein of 173 amino acids. Gene Ontology annotation, biological process: protein stabilization. Gene Ontology annotation, molecular function: protein-folding chaperone binding; adenyl-nucleotide exchange factor activity.